CCCGCCCCUUCUUCCAGUGAGGUCAGCGCUGCUGCCGUGAGUCUGUGCGAGAGGCAGCUGGAAGCCUAACCUGUAUAUCACAGCCACACUUACAUUUGUGAAUAGAAAUAAUAUUCGCAAAGGGCUGAACGUUGUGGAGUACCAUGUCAGACACGGAGACCAAACCUUCAGGUGACGGAGGAGAGAAGAAGGACGGAGAGUAUAUUAAACUGAAAGUGAUUGGUCAGGACAACAGUGAAAUUCACUUUAAAGUGAAGAUGACGACGCAUUUAAAGAAGCUUAAGGAAUCAUACAGUCAGAGACAGGGUGUCCCCAUGAACUCUCUAAGGUUUCUUUUUGAAGGACAGAGAAUCACAGACAACCAGACCCCCAAAGAGCUGGGAAUGGAGGACGAGGAUGUUAUCGAGGUGUACCAGGAACAGACCGGCGGCUUUUGGAACGACUAGACCUUUACUUCAACUCUCUUCUCUUUAAAUCUUAAUUUUGUAUGUAUGACGUUUAUUUCUUCUGUUUCCUUUUGUGCUUCUCUCAGAGGGAAAUGGAAAAACCAUCUGGAUCAAAGCGAUACUCCGCUAGGGCUGCUGCAAGUGAGAGAGAGAGAGAGAGAGAGAGGGGAAAAAAAAAAAAAAAAAACACGAGAUAAGGAAAGAGGAAUAAACAACCUAUUCCUCUUCCCAAACCUCUCUCUCAUUCUCUCUCUGUUUUUUUUCUUUCUCUGUCCCUCCCUCGUACACUUCGACUCUGGAUAUGUGCUGUGUUGCGAUGACUUAAUAGAACUUGUUGCGUUUUUGCCCCAGAACCUCAGAGUAAAUUCUCAUAUUUCCCCAUUAGUUCAGAUGUUGAACUGCAGAGCAUGUGGCUCAUUUCUUUCACUGACGUUGUACUGCUUCACUGGGAUUCACUUGUCCAGAACAGAGUGAGAGAGCACUCACGGGGUGUACUACAUCUACUCUGUUGUUACAAUUGAAAGCAGCUUUCGAUUUCUGUAUUGAUACGAUGCUGACCCCAUUCAUGUCGAUAGGCCUAUUACACUUUUAUAGCCACAUUCAUAUAGCAACAAUGUGUGGUUGUAGCUUUUGAUACAGUGCUAGGAUUAGGGGGGUUUUACAUGUAAUUGUUAUCUGAUACUAGAAAGUGUGAAGUAUGCUUUCCCUGUAUACUGAUAAGAACUGUGUUGAGAUUUCCACACUGUGAGCUGCAGAAGGGAAACCCUUAUGUUGUAACGUGUGAUCAGUGGUUUCAGUUGCAUGUGUUUGUCUGUUUUAUGUUAAAGGAUUUUGUAUGUGUUUAUCCCCUUGUUGAAAUUAUUGAAAAAUUUUAAAUAUCUGUCCUAUUCAGCCACAGUUACAGAAUGCAGAAGGCAGCAAGCCCUGUUUAGUUGAGGAGUUCCCUGCCACUGACUUGAGAGCUUGUUUAACAGUGUAAGAAUGAUCUCUGCAAUGAUCAGCGCUCAGGGGCAAUGCUUAUUAACACAAAAUAAAUACAGUGAUUGCACACAAUCAAUGUUACUGCACAUUUAGUUGUUUUUAACUGAAUUAUCUCUCCAGUGUUAGAUCUAGUCAAUGCCAAUUCCCAGUCUUUCUGAAUCUUCCUCUGUUGUAUGGCAUCUGGCAGCUUAAAGGUAAGACAUGCUUUCUCCAAGAAGUGAAGCUGGCCUCUGCUUUUUUGCCGCUGCUCACACAACAUCGUAGGGCGGCUAAACACACUUGGAGGAGAGCACUGAUUGCCUACUGCUGUUUAUGUGCCUACCCAUGAUUGGUUGGUUAUAGAGAGGACUAAGGCACCCGUCCCACUGAGAGAGCUGCAGGUCUGGUUGCACUCUCUUAGAUUGACGGCUGUGGUGUUUUCAGGAUUCAGUCUUGGUUGCGCCACUCAGGAGCCAGCUUUUUUUUCUUUUUCUUCAUUUAUGUUAAACGGGGAGGGAAUUUUGGUCCAGAUGGUUUGUGGACAUAGAAAGAUUAUUAUUUUUCUUUUGUCUUGUUUUUUAAAUAAAAUGUGUCAAAAUAAUGUA
Messenger RNA from Pygocentrus nattereri (red-bellied piranha), 2011 nucleotides. It is a transcript of the gene sumo1, whose product is annotated as small ubiquitin like modifier 1. The transcript is spliced from 5 exons. Gene Ontology annotation, molecular function: ubiquitin-like protein ligase binding; protein tag activity. The record is from RefSeq and is a predicted model, not a curated record. Gene Ontology annotation, biological process: protein sumoylation. NCBI's taxonomy places the organism in Eukaryota, Metazoa, Chordata, Actinopteri, Characiformes, Serrasalmidae. Gene Ontology annotation, cellular component: nucleus; PML body. Bases 144 to 446 code for a protein of 100 amino acids.